AUGAGAUGCGGGAUGUGCAGCGUUGUCUGGAGGAUAAGUUCCGGCAGAAGCGAGCAGACUAUGGAUGCUUUCAACGAGACGGGUGCGAACGUGAUGGUGGACGAUGCGAUAGGAGGCAGAAUACAUAUGGAACUUGACUUCCGAAGCAGAGACAAAAGAGUUCGGUCUCAGCACACGAUAUACCGGCUGCCUAUUCAGCCUUCUCCUCGUCCUUUUUCACUCUUUGCCUUGGCCGUCUCGACGCUUCCAGCAUCCGGCGUGUCCCUGACAGGUUGCGCAGUUGCGUCGGAGCUAAACCGCUUCACGCCUUUGAACUGUCGCCAAGCCAAGCUGCGCCGUCAAAAGAGGCUCUAA
Pseudozyma hubeiensis SY62 is the source of this 354-nucleotide messenger RNA. RefSeq lists its product as hypothetical. The record is from RefSeq and is a predicted model, not a curated record. The transcript has a single exon. The coding region runs from base 1 to 354 and encodes 117 amino acids. NCBI's taxonomy places the organism in Eukaryota, Fungi, Basidiomycota, Ustilaginomycetes, Ustilaginales, Ustilaginaceae.